Messenger RNA from Gymnodraco acuticeps, 1181 nucleotides. RefSeq lists its product as uncharacterized. The transcript is spliced from 8 exons. Bases 6 to 806 code for a protein of 266 amino acids. NCBI's taxonomy places the organism in Eukaryota, Metazoa, Chordata, Actinopteri, Perciformes, Bathydraconidae. The record is from RefSeq and is a predicted model, not a curated record.
CCAAUAUGUUGCUGAAGGUGAGACGUGGAGGGUCAAAAAAAUAUGUCAAACUGGACGAAGUCCACUUCUCAGACUUCAUCAGAGCAGUGCAACAGAAGUUUCUCAUAGCAGAAAACACAAUGCUGAAAGUCACCGAUGAGCAAGGCAUAGAGGUGGAUGAGGAUGUCUUUCCUGAAGUGGCAACAGUCCAAGACAUUUGUUUUGUCAUCUACACUGAUUAUGACCUCCCACUGGCAGAAUCAUCCAAAAACAUGGAUGACUGCUCCAACCUGACAGAAUCUGUUGACUGCUCCAACCUGACCGAAUGUGUGAUACUUACAACAUGUGAUCUUACCAACCUGCAGCAACAUGGUGAAGGUCCCUUUUCUCCAAGUUGUACAGAUACAUUGUCUGUCUCAACCUCAAGCAGCCUAAGCAGUGACACAAGUGAUGCUGGAUGUGAAAGGAUUCAACCUAUGAGGGAGAGUACCCGGGCAAGAAAUAUGGUGGAGCAGGUUCUAACUUCUAAGCCGGCAGGGUUGACUGUGAUCAAAGAGUACGACGAUACUGGGAGUCUGAAAGAUUCCACCAGGCGAUUAAUGGUGAACAUCAUUGUAGCUCACAUGUGUGAAAAGGAAGGGAGAGGUGUAAGUAAAGCGACGAAGGAGUUCCAUGCACUUGGGAUUGUGUCACUUUUCCCAUCUCUUAAGGACCCUUACUCAACAAAAGGAUAUGAACAUUUCUAUGACAUUCAGAGCAACAAAGGCUUUCUCGAGUGGCGUCUCAAGACUGCAACGCCAAUCCAAACCCACGUCAACAUUCCAUGACAGAGUGGAGCUACAAGGAGGUCCAACCUCAUCCAGAAGUUUUGGUUCCAUAAACGACCUGCAAACAGGAGACGACUGUAUGGAAGCCAUGUCUCUUCUUCACCACACCACUGACCAUGACCUAGUCUUCCAGAAGAUGAGAGAAACUUUCCACUAUCGUCAACAGAUGAUCCAUGACCAACAGCAAUCUGCCAACAUACUUCAAAUGUUUCCUCGUUUCUUGGACACUAAAGGACUGAUUCUGCAAGAUUUCUCAUUGAUGUUCGGAGCCGAAACUGCAUCCAGGUUCCUGGAAAGAUGGAACAGCGGUUUUAAAGACAAAGUCCUACGAGAGGCCAGGGACCUUAGAGGCUGAAUGAAGCAUCUGACACCGAU